AUGGCGUGUGAAGAAGAAGAAGAAGAAGAUAGCUUCUGCGAAAAUUAUCUAGUCAUUAAACCUGAAAAGGCCAGUUGGUUGGACUUGUUCAGAAUAUUGUUUUCGAGCAACUUAGAACGAAGGGAUUUUUUCGAUUGCCCGGAAGAAGGUGUGUUGAGCCGUUUCGGCCAUAGAUGGAUUGUUUUCAUCUCUGUACUUGUUCAGAAAGUGCUGCUUUUUAUGAAAAUCCCGCUGGCGGCGGUGGGCACGGUGGUGGAGUUUUUUCUGAAUUUACCGGCGGCCAAUGGCGGCUGCCGCCGCCUAUUCUUCAAUCUUUUGACAGGGAGGGUUGUGAUACCAGAUAAAACAUCAGCAACAUUUAAAUCAACGGCUGCAAAUGUGGAUACAAGAUUGGAAUUAGACACAAAUAUUGCAAUUGAGAGCAAUAAAUACAACGCAGCCCUGGCGAUGAUGGCAUCAAAACUAUCCUACGAAAAUAAAUCAUUUAUUCGAAAUGUUAUCACGAAUCAUUGGCGGAUGGAAUUCAUCCAGUUCUACAACUUCUGGAAUGAUUACCAGCAAACAAAGACGACGAACGCGAUGAUUUUUCAGAACAGAAAUGUGGAGCCCAACCUGAUCACAGUGGCAUUCAGGGGCACCGAGCCUUUCAACACCGACGACUGGCGCACGGACGUCGACAUCUCGUGGUACGAGUUCAAGGGAGUAGGCAAAAUCCAUGGCGGCUUCAUGAAAGCCUUGGGCCUCCAGAAAUGCACGGGCUGGCCCAAGGAAAUACCCACUGGGCCGGCCCAGAAGUCCUACGCCUACUAUACCAUCCGCGAGAGACUGAGAACGUUGUUGAAUGAAAAUGGCGAUGCAAAGAUCAUGGUGACGGGACACAGCUUGGGUGGGGCGUUAGCAAUUUUGUUCGCAGGCGUUUUGGCUAUACACGACGAGGAGCUUUUGUUGAGCAGAAUGGAAGGUGUUUACACGUUCGGGCAGCCGAGAGUGGGGAACGAGCAAUUCGGGGAGUACAUGAAGGCAAAAUUGAGGGAUUAUGGUGUGAAGUAUUUUAGAUACGUUUAUAGCAAUGACUUAGUGCCCAGGUUGCCUUAUGAUGACAAGGCUUUCAUGUUCAAGCAUUUUGGGCCUUGUCUUUACUUCAACAGCUGCUACAAAGGAUAUGCUUGGGAAGUUACCAUCAUCUGUUUAUCCUGGGAGACCUAA
Messenger RNA from Striga hermonthica, 1206 nucleotides. The record is from the annotation of a GenBank genome assembly. Lineage: Eukaryota; Viridiplantae; Streptophyta; Magnoliopsida; Lamiales; Orobanchaceae.